UCGGCUCACCAAUGCGCGGUUUCCACCCAUACGCCCAAAAGACUUUCGAAAGAAGGAAAGAAGGGCCUUCCUCUCUCUCUUUGGAAAAUAUCAAGCCUCGGUACCUGCUUUUCUAGCUGCACAAAUCGAGAGAAAGAGGAAGUGGACUCAGUCGCUUUUGAGAGUUCAGACCUAGAUAUUGACUCGAGUCUUAGCAUGAAGAGUUCCAAGAACAUUGUUAAUUUAGAAGAGUACUAGAGUCAAGAUCAAAUGAUGAGUGUUCCACAGGAUUGGAUCCAGUUCCUCACUGACGGUGUGGCUUUGGGAGUGGUGUGUGUUUUUGGCGUUUUGGCCAAUUCUCUAGCUACUGUGGUUUUGGUCUUGGACAAGGGAGUUGAGCUCUCGCAGAUCUUCACGCGGAUUCUCAUUGCUUUGAUGACAUACGAUUCGGUGCUGCUCUUGGGGCUGUUUUCCAUUUAUAGUUGGCCCAUGUUAAAUGUGAACUUCCAAAGGGAGAUCUACCCGUGGAUCGUUCCUUACGUUCUACCUGUCGUGCAAAUAUCUUUAACGGGUUCGGUUUACAUGACGAUGGCUAUCUCGGUUGAGAGGUACUUUUCCUUGAGGUCCAUUCUCGACUUCAAACCAAAUGAAAACCAAGGAAGACCACAGGGAUUCCAAGAAGCUUGCAGUCCAAUGAGUUGUCAGGCGUCAAUUUUCAAAGAAGAUACGUGGAUAUCCUGUCUUUGUUCGUUUCUAGAGAGGUGUUCCGUUCAAUUUGAGCCCAGGCGAUCGAUAUCUUACAUUCUUCCCAUUGGAGUGUUCUCCCUGAUAUACAAUAUAACUCGAUUUUUUGAGCUCCGAACCGUGAAGAAGUAUUUCUUACGAAAUGCAACCAUUCCAGCUAGAUCCACGGCAGAGGAAGCAGAGGGAACCUUGAGUUUUCCUGUUGAGUCGGAAACAGUGUUAUUCUCCAAUGAGACGGUUCUGUGGAAGCAAUUCAACUACUCUUACUAUAACGUCGAAAUGACCGAAAUGAGGGCCAAUGACAGCUACAUAUGCAACUACAUCUUACUUUCGAAUUGCAUAUUCAUGGCUGCGAUCCCAUUGGUUCUUCUCAUUUCGAUGAACUCUCUGCUGUACAAAUUGCUCCAAUCUCAAAAAUUGCUCAACAAAGCCCAACUCAAUCGACGAGUCAAACGGGAUCAAACAGUGGCCGGAAUGUUUAUUGCCAUCGUCAUGGUCUUCAUCGUGUGUCACACGCCCAAAAUUGUGUGCUCAAUAUACGAACUUUGUAAGGUUUGGUUCGACAACCAUCACAAUUGGUCGGAUUGGACCCAACAUCUCAUCAGUUUGAACCAUUUAAUGUUGGCUGUAAAUUCUUCUAUCAACUUUCUUAUCUACUCUUGGAAAGACAGUAAAUUUCGUACUGCCAUGUUGAAGAAAGUGUGCUUCUUCCGCAAAGAUCGAACUUGCCCAAGAUUUGGCCCUUGUGGGACACCAGAGCCAAACUCUGACCCGUAUGAUUACCAAAGCCCUCAUGAAACUCGCUCCAUUGGAAAUAUGGGGAGCCAACUUAUUGGACCUGAAGAAAUAAAUCUCACAGAUGUGAUGCCCAUUCCUGAAAGCUCACCCAAUUUAAGAAAAACAACUUCAUAUUCAGAACAGACGUUUAUCCUGAUGGACCCUGUUAAUGAAAACCACACAGACGAUACUAAAAAGCCUGUUAGAUUGUCAAUGCUCAGCUUCGUAAAAAAUGUUUCGGAUACUGUUGUUUAAAAUGUGAUUGUGUUUCUCAAGAAAUAUAUUCAGAUAUCAAACAG
Molecule: messenger RNA, 1799 nt
Organism: Tigriopus californicus
Lineage: Eukaryota; Metazoa; Arthropoda; Copepoda; Harpacticoida; Harpacticidae
Product: FMRFamide receptor-like
Exons: 7
Coding region: 250-1755 (501 amino acids)
Biological process (GO): G protein-coupled receptor signaling pathway
Cellular component (GO): membrane
Molecular function (GO): G protein-coupled receptor activity
Source: RefSeq, a predicted model, not a curated record